Messenger RNA from Cricetulus griseus (Chinese hamster), 300 nucleotides. The record is from RefSeq and is a predicted model, not a curated record. NCBI's taxonomy places the organism in Eukaryota, Metazoa, Chordata, Mammalia, Rodentia, Cricetidae.
AUGGCCAUGGAUACCUGCUCCAAGAAUGUAAAGGGGAAGAAGGAAACUGUGGAGGAGAAGGAGAAUGGAAGAGACUCACCUGCAGAUGGGAAUGCUGAUGAGGAAUAUGGAAAGCAGGAAGCUCACAAUGGGUUAGAUGAAGAGGAAUCAGGUGGGUGGGAAGAAGAGGAGGUAGAAGGUGACUGUGAGGAGGAUGGGAUGAAGAUGAGGAAACAGGCUCCAACAGGCAGGCGGGUGGCUGAAGAUUAUGAAGAUGAUGAUGGUGACACCAAGAAGCAGAAGACUAAUGAGGACGUCUAG